AUCAGCAAAAUUAAAGCGGAUUCUGCGCUAGGAAACCAGGACUUUCUAUAAACGAUGGAAGAUAUACAGCCCAUCUCAGCUGCCGAACAGGUGUCGUUCUGUGUAGAAUUGUUGAAGCGCCUCAAUAUUCAGCGAAAACAAGAUUAUUUGUGCGACAUCACUUUGGUUUCUAAAGAUGGCAGCGAGUUAAAGGCUCACAGAAAUGUCCUUUCCGCCGCAAGUCCGUACUUUUCCAAACUUCUUCAGAGCGACAUGAAAGAAAAUCGAGAGGGGAUUGUUCGAUUUGAAGAGAUUUCAGGAUCUGUUAUGGGAGAUGUUUUGGAAUUCUUAUACACAGGAACUGUGGAGGUAACUCAGGAGAAUGCUGAGGAACUGAUCGCCGCUGGGAAUUAUCUGAUCAUACCGAGCUUGAAAACGCUUUCAGGGAAGUUUUUGGAAGAAGAAAUGUCUCACAUCAACUGUAUUUCAACCUUUUACCUCGCUGAGAAAUACGAUUGUGACGAGCUUAUCACCAGCAGCAGGCGUUUUAUUCACGAAAACAUUGUUUCCGUGGCAAAACUGGAUGAAUUCUUGCACCUGGAGGCCAAAGAGAUCGAAAGGUGGAUUUCGUCCGAUGAGAUUACAGUCAAAGAGGAAGCUGAUGUUUUUACGAUCAUUUUCGACUGGGUAAACCACAGAAAGAGCGAGCGAAAAGCAACAUUUGAAGAAUUGUUUAGUCACCUUCGACUGGGUUUUCUGUCGCGUGACUGUUUGCAGGGUAUCGUGACAAACGAGCUUGUUCGUGACAGUGCUGUUUGUUUAAGGCUAACUAUAGAUGCUACUCUUAAGGUGGCUACUUUUGUUAAUGAAGAUCAUCUCCCGCAGUCACCGAGAAAGGGACUUGAUUCACGCGUUAUUGUAGUUAGGGGUGGCAAGUACACUUUUUGUUACAUUCCUGAAGAAGACUUGUGGAAGCGUUUACCAGAUGGUGCGGAAGAGCUAAAUGCCAGUACAUCGAAGAUGAUAAAAUUCCGUGAUCAGUUGUUUACCUUCACAAAAUGUAAAGGUGCCGAGAGAUACGAUCCAGUUUUUAACGAUUGGUCAGUCUUAAAAUCGCACGCGGAGUCCUCUAACGUAGCUAUUGUGAAAGGGGAAAUUUACGCUGUUCAAGUAAACACUACUGACGGAAAAACUACCGUCGUAAAGUACAUUGUAGAGAUGUGUAGAUGGGAGGCAGUUGAUGUCUCAUUUGAUCAAGAUUGUAGAGAGAAUAUUUGUGUUGUUGCAGCUGGUAGACACCUGUAUGUGAUUGGAGGGUGGAAAAAUACACAGGAAUUUUUCGCAAAUGGUGAGAGAUUCGACACUGUAGAGAAGACAUGGGAGGAGAUUGCAACCAUGCGGGUAGAAAGAGGUGGUGCUUUUGGGGUGGCCACUCAGGAAAAAAUUUUCGUUGCUGGAGGGGUGUGCAGUGGAAAAAGCUCAAAUACUUGCGAGAUGUAUAAUAUAUCAACAAAUGAAUGGCAACUUUUUCAAAGCCUAAACAUUCCUCGUUACUUUGGUAGUAUGGUACAGCUGAAUGGAAAGCUGUACGUACUGGGUGGGAUAAGAACUAGCAAGAAAAUUGAACUAAGUGUUGAAUACUUUGACACUGCUGAGGACAAAUGGAUCCAGACAACAAGCAUACCAGUGGAAAGCAUCUCUACAACAUAUAAUCCGUUUAUUGGUUGUGCAAUGAGGCUUUCCAAAGGAGCACUAGACGAACUUAGUACUAUAGAGGCGUAGUUUCCAAGUCACUUUGCGACUCGUUAAACUGUCUCUGGUUAAAAAUGCUGACUAGCGCUCCCUGAUUGGAUGACUGUGCACACUAAUUAAGGACUUGUCAUCAUUUGUCGCCUGGUGGGUAAGGAUGUUUGGCUAUGUCAUGAUAAAAUUUACCUGAUCCCCCAUAAGGCUCUAUAGUAUUCUGAAGAUUCUCCUUCACUGACAGUCAAUUUCUUAUAGUCACCCUCUAUUGGCUGUAUUUUCUUUCUGUCCAGUGAUUUGUUUUUUACCACAAUAUCGUUGUCAAAUAAAAUUAUUCUUUCAUCAUCACAGUGGUCAAAAUGGUGUGGACUCAUGAGGUGCAGCCAAGUAUAUCUAUAACAAAUUUUGACUACUGUGAUGAGAAAUUGUUGUUGAUAAGAAUACAGACCACACAAAACCACUGUCCAUUUGUUUUUUACCACAAUAUCAUUGUCAAAUAAAAUUAUUCUUUCAGUGCCUGACAUGUUGCAUGAUACAUUGAUACAAGUAGCAUCAUCUUUACUUCUGUCAACAAUGGCAAAUUAACCAAUCAGAUUGCAACAUUACACUUCUGUCAAUUGUGGUACAACAAAAAUUAUUCCUGGGUUUAUCAAUUAGAUGCAAAAUUAGUUUAGUGUGCUUGAUCGAGGACAUUAAACUUUUCUUCUGAAAUUUGCACUGCCUUGAGUGGAAAUUGAAUGAAGAAUUAAUAAACAUAAAAUUCUAAUGGCUUGAGUUUAGUAGGAUUUGGGAAAAUCCAUAUUGUAGAUCACUUUAUAGUUGUGUGAGGAUGGUUUGUUAUAAUAAAGAUAGGAAACUUAAUAAGCAGCAGAGGAGUAAUGAAGAUAAACACUGAAGAGUUUAAUUCAUAACAAUGUCACCUUAGGGUGAUAUUAAUAAUUAGUAUAUACUAAAACAGUGGAUAGCGUUGAAGGCGCGCUCUG
This is a messenger RNA of Stylophora pistillata, 2705 nucleotides long. RefSeq names its product kelch-like protein 11. The record is from RefSeq and is a predicted model, not a curated record. Lineage: Eukaryota; Metazoa; Cnidaria; Anthozoa; Scleractinia; Pocilloporidae.